AUGGUUUCUCUACCCCCUCCACCGCCGCCGCAAUGGGUGGUGAGAAUGAACACCCCCAUGCCACGCCCAUCCAAAGAGGCUACCAGUAUCCCUGAUCCUCCAGGCUUCUCCAGGAAAUCAACUGGCAAGAACAACCGCGCCCAGCAGUCCUCAGCCACCUCCGCCCCGUCCAAACCCGUCGAAACCGAUACCCUGAAGCUCAAGAAAGCAUGGGAAAUUGCCCUCGCUCCCUCGAAGCAGAUCCCAAUGAACGCGAUCAUGAUGUACAUGUCCGGAAACAGUCUACAGAUCUUCAGUAUUAUGAUGGUGUUUAUGCUGUUCAAGGGCCCCAUCCAGGGCCUGAUUAAUACCAACACGGUGUUCGCCAAGUUCGAUACAGAGGGUACGCGCGCGAAGCUUCUGGGUGUGAAGGCGAUAUAUGUCGUUAUGCAGCUGGUGCUGUUGUGCUUGGGUAUUUGGAAGGUUAAUGCGAUGGGACUUUUGCCGACUACGAGAUCGGAUUGGCUGGCUUGGGAGUCGGAACGGCAACCGUUGGAGCGCGCUUACUUUGCUUUUGGUUGA
Molecule: messenger RNA, 561 nt
Organism: Aspergillus tubingensis
Lineage: Eukaryota; Fungi; Ascomycota; Eurotiomycetes; Eurotiales; Aspergillaceae
Product: ER membrane protein complex subunit 4
Exons: 3
Coding region: 1-561 (186 amino acids)
Biological process (GO): protein folding in endoplasmic reticulum
Cellular component (GO): EMC complex
Source: RefSeq, a predicted model, not a curated record